GCGAGGAGGAGGAGGACGGAGAAGCAGAGAGAGAGAGAGAGAGGGGGAAGACAUACUGGUUAAAGGCUACGACAAAAACCAUGAUGAUAAUGGAGUCAAGGCGGUGGAGGAUGUCGGAUUUACCAGAAAGGACUGUUGAAAUUUGACAGAGGGCUCGCGUCAAACAGAGAGCGUUUCGUUUUUUUUAUUUUCCCCUUUUCUUUCCACCGGGUUCGGUUUCCACAUGCUGCGUGGACAUUAGAAAGGAAAGGCGAGCAGAGGCUGAGGAGCACCCCCACGGAUGCCUCGGAAGGUAAAAACGGGCUCUACCGCUGGCGCUACAGGCACCAUCUCAUCCCCCGGAUGGUGACAAAGGACAUCCUGAAGAAAAGCUCUGGACUGAUGGAUGAGGAGGAACAACAGCUUUAGCCCCCUCCACCUGACGAUUGGAAAGGAAAUAAAUCCAAUUCUGAUGGAUUUUUAGUUAAUCAUUCAUGGAGUAGCCCUAAGGAAAACCAGCUAUGUUGAAUCACUGGUGUUGGUAAAUUAUUCAUCAGAAGUAGAAGUAGGCUAUGAUUUUAAAUUGCUUUAAUGUAGCAUUCCUUACAUGUCAUUUUUGUAAUGUGUUGUCUUUUGGGGUAUCAUACAUAUUUCCAGGUUCCAUGAUUUUUUAGGCCCAUUCCAGAGAAAGGCAAAGCGGAGGAAAUCUUAGCGCAAGGAGAGCUUUGGAUAUUUAUGUGUCAAUCUGUGUGUGUGGGGGGGUUACAUAUUCAUAUUCAUUUUCUUGUUAGAGUAAAGAAGGAUAGACCAGUGCAGUAAAAGAAGAAGUUGAAAGAAAUAAGAAUAGCAAACAUGUUGCCUUCCCAAGAAGCCUCCAAGAUCUACCAUGACAACUACAUGCGCAACUCCCGGGCCAUCGGGGUUCUGUGGGCCAUCUUCACCAUCUGCUUUGCCAUCGUCAACGUGGUGGUGUUCAUCCAGCCGUACUGGAUCGGCGACAGCGUCAAGACGCCUCACAUCGGCCACUUCGGCCUGUUUCACUACUGCGUGGGCAGCGUGCAGGCGUCCAGCCAGGACCUCACCUGCGUGGGCAGCUUCUCCGACUUCGCCUCCAUCCCGUCGGGAGCCUUUAAGGCCGCCUCGGUGUUCGUGCUGCUGUCCAUGGUGCUGAUCCUCAGCUGCAUCGCCUGCAUGGCGCUCUUCUUCUUCUGCAACACCUCCACCGUUUACAAGACCUGUGCCUGGAUGCAGCUGCUGUGCGGAGUGUGCCUGGUGCUGGGUUGCAUGAUCUUCCCCAACGGAUGGGAUGCAGAAGUGAUCCGGGAUAUGUGUGGAGAGCAUUCAGGGAAAUACUCUCUGGGUGACUGCUCGGUACGCUGGGCCUACAUGCUGGCCAUCAUGGGCAUCCUCGAUGCCCUCAUUCUCUCCUUCCUGGCCUUUGUCCUGGGAAACCGGCAGACAGACUUCUAUCUUGAUGAUCUGCAGACAGACAACAAAGAUUUUGCUGUUUCAAGGAUUGAGGUACGAGACAGAAGAGAGCCACGGUAUGGAGUGCAACGUCUACACUGAGGCCAACAAAGGCCCUGAACAGCCUCUGUUUAUGUCUUUCUCUUCUCUUUCUCUCCACUCUCUAAUACUCUCCUUUCCUAUCCAAUGAUCAGGAUAUCACCCAAUCUCAAUGCAGACACCAAGUGUACAGGAUUGUGUAAGAUAAAAAAACAAAAACAAAAAAAACAACUGCAACAAACACAUGGGGAUAAACUAUAUUUUGAAAAAAAAAAAAUACAAGGUUGUACAGUGCAUUUAACACUCAACUUUCUCAAACAAAUACCUUUAUGAUAAAAAAAAAAUAUUUACUGUAUUUAAAGUCUUGAUUUUGUUUGAGAACUCCAGUCCUUAAGAUGAAGAACCAUAUUGUCCGUUUUACAGUUCUUUCUUUAAAGUGUCGCUUUUUACUUUAGUUUGUGUGAUGUGAAAAUUCAUAGCAUCAAACUAGUUGUACUCCUUGCAGAGUUACAGAUUGAAGACUCGCAAUAUAGCUGGACGUCCAUUAUUACACAUUUAAAAGACACUACAGGGACUUGUAUGGCUCUUCAUCUAAGGACUUUUAAAUGUGGUGAAUUUAAAAGGAGUACCCAUUGCAGCUUUACAGAAUUUAACAUCUCUGGGAGAUUCUCUACUGUACAUACUAAACAAUGUAAAUAACAUAACUGCUGACGCGAACAGCCGACAACAAAACCUCAUCUGACUCUGAUGCAUUCGAGUAUAGUCUUUCUACCCUUGGUUUCAGUGUUUCUUGUGCUGGAAGAGCAGCUGAAUACACACAGAUUUGUUGUGCUCCUAUGAUUCCUGACUAAUGAUGUAGAGGGAUCACACAGAUAGGAUUAACACAGAAAUCGUAGCUGGAAGAUCGUCAGAGAAGCAGAGCACCGUGACGUAGAAUAAUUGUGUUUGAUCUUUUUUUUUUGUUAUUUUGAAAAAGAAAAAUAGAAACUUCUGCUUCAACAAUACGGCCUCAAAAGAAGCUGCUUAUUGUAGAUUUUCACCCUACUUCAUGUUGUAGUUUUUAAAAUGGAAAUUAGCCACAGCUCUGAUGUUAAUUUUUUUUUUUUUUUUUUUCUAUUUCACUCAUUUAUGCCCUAUCACUACCCCUCUCCUCAGUGUGCAGUUUACUCCAGUUUAUGGUUCCAGCAUUCAGUUACCAGUUUACGCUACAGAUGUCUUAAGAUUGUGUGAACAUGACUGCUAGAGUUUGCCCCAAGUGCUGCAUUGUCUUAAGGUGAUGUCAGUUAUAUGCCUCUUCGAAAAACAGUUUUUAGUAGUCACAGAAAUCACACGUCGGACAAGCAACUCUUAGAAAUACAACAAUGUUUGAGUUACUACAGUGCAUAGACAAAAGUAAUUUGGCAAUAAAUGAAAGGGGAGAUAUUUCAUGAAUUGUCUUAAAUACAAUAAUUUUUAUACUUUUGCAGUGUAGUUAUUAACAAGGAAUUGAAAAUGUGAAAGAAUAAAUGUACUGAACUUGAAAAUGAAUCCUAAAAGCGGCUUGACGUUUCUAAAGUAUGAAAUACUUCAUAAUUAAUUAAUAAAGUAGGUAAGAACAUUUGUUUUAGGUUGAUUUUUUUUUUAUUGUAACAAUACUUUGAAGUAAUAGAUAUUCCCUAAAUUUCUCUUUUUUAAUUGUGCCUCAUUGGUAAACAGAUGCUUUUUAGGGGUGAGCAUUAGAGUUUAAUGUUUGGGUAUGAAAAGCCAGCCAAAUCUUUAGCUCAUAUUGCCAGUGACUCCAGUUUUGUGGCUUUCUUGUAUUUCAAACAUUUAAUUUUCAAGAAACAAUACAUGCUGGUAAUUUACUAAUUUAUUAAAUGAUCAAACUGGGACCUCAGUGGACCCUACAGUAGCCCUAGAACUACAACCACAUACAGCAAUUACAGCCUGGUAAGUUAUUGCUAAUGUUGAGCUCCCGCUUGGUGAACCACUGCUGUAGAAAGGUAUCCCAUUCCUCAACUAGCAGCCAGUAUGGUUGAAAUGUUCUGGUCACUUUGGCGUUAGCGGCAAGCCCAGUCUGAAUCCAAAAAGUCUUAAGUAUAGUUGAUGUAAGGAUGUAAGCAUUUACAAAGAGGAUAAAACUAACUUCCUAAAAUUGUUCAUUAGUGGUAAAUUAAACUUUGAGUUCUCUUUGCACUGAGAUUGCCUUUAGUGAUGACUAAAAACCUUGUUUAAGCAAUGACAGACACGGUGUUCCACACCAUAACACUGCCUCCAAUAAACUUGUUUAAUAUUGGCUGAGGGAAUAAAGAACUUUCUUUUCUCUACCUCAUAUUCAACUCUAAUACUUAACCCCUGGUGACGAUGUUUUGCGUGUAUAGCACCAUUAACGGGUGAUACGCAGCCUUUAAUUGAUAUAAGAUCUGAUACCAGAAAGCAUUGCUGCACACAAAAAUAAAUGUAAACAGAGAUUUAAUUACUCUUUGUAUCAAGUUUAGUUUCAUCACGAGCCAUUGACAGAUGUUGUAUCAUAGUGUGCUAGCUAAAAAAUAGAGAAAUCAUUUUGACUAAUGGAGUUUUUGUAGCUAGCCACAGGGUAAGCUACUGCUAAUUUUAGCAGUUUAAGGCAACUUAACCAAAUAUAGUUUUUUUAAUGUGGGCAAUGGAAGCUGUUAGUGUGGAAAUCGGACACGCCUCUUUCAAAAGCCACCUGUUAUUGUUGCA
Molecule: messenger RNA, 4188 nt
Organism: Cyprinodon variegatus (sheepshead minnow)
Lineage: Eukaryota; Metazoa; Chordata; Actinopteri; Cyprinodontiformes; Cyprinodontidae
Gene: lhfpl4a
Product: lipoma HMGIC fusion partner-like 4 protein
Exons: 4
Coding region: 832-1548 (238 amino acids)
Biological process (GO): gamma-aminobutyric acid receptor clustering; sensory perception of sound
Cellular component (GO): inhibitory synapse; postsynaptic membrane; plasma membrane
Molecular function (GO): GABA receptor binding
Source: RefSeq, a predicted model, not a curated record